Molecule: messenger RNA, 237 nt
Organism: Thlaspi arvense
Lineage: Eukaryota; Viridiplantae; Streptophyta; Magnoliopsida; Brassicales; Brassicaceae
Source: the annotation of a GenBank genome assembly
CCACUGCAAGAUCUCUCCUACGAUGAUCUGUUGGGAGCAGACAGUGCACUAACAUACGUGAGAGAUUCAAGAUUUAAGGAAUCUAAGCUGAAAUUCUCAUUCAAAGAAGCUCUGUUCGAGAAAGAGAAGGAAGAACUGAAGAACUUGAAGAAGAAGUGCUCAGACAUAGAAACUUGGUUGGAGAAAGAGAAGGCAAAGGUGUUUGCUGCUCCUCUAACGUUGGAUGAUGUUGUCUGA